This is a messenger RNA of Trichomonas vaginalis G3, 2625 nucleotides long. RefSeq names its product glycosyl hydrolase. NCBI's taxonomy places the organism in Eukaryota, Parabasalia, Trichomonadida, Trichomonadidae. Bases 1 to 2625 code for a protein of 874 amino acids. Gene Ontology annotation, molecular function: hydrolase activity, hydrolyzing O-glycosyl compounds; carbohydrate binding. Gene Ontology annotation, biological process: carbohydrate metabolic process. The record is from RefSeq and is a predicted model, not a curated record. The transcript has a single exon.
AUGUUAUCUGUAUUUCUUUCUCUUUGUUUUCGUGAAUGCAAAGACAUGCGUUUUUGCAGAGAAAACAUCAACAAAACGACUCCUGUUGCAUGGAGUAUCUCCAAUCCUCAAGUGAAUUCUCAAAUUUUCACUGCAGAUCUUAAUCUCAACGGAGUAUCAUCAGGAUAUUCUGUCCAAAUUUAUGAAAUUCCAACAGGCGGUGUAAGGUUCAGAGUUUUAAUGCCUGAAUCUCAAUCAAGUUACAGAUAUGAUAUUCUUCACGACGAUCUUAUUGUUAAUUCAACACUUUUGACAGCAAAAUCAGAUAUUGAAGGUAAAGAUGAUGGCGACCACUACACAAUUAAAACACACAACUUCGAAAUUAAAAUUCAAAAAAGUAAUUUCGCAAUUCAGAUUGCUCAUGACGACGAUAACUACAUGAACUUAAAUCCUGAUGGAUUUAUGUUCAUAGAAGACGGUUCAGCUGUCGAAAACGAAGAAUGGGAUGGAAAAAUCGAAACAUUCCCACAUGGAAAGACAGCUGUUGGCAUGUCAUUUUCAUUCAUUAAAGACGCUUAUCUUACAGGUCUCCAUGAGAGUACUUCAAGUCUUAAUCUUCCCGAUGGAGAAGACAGAAGAUAUGCCAGAGAUGCUUAUUCACUCUAUGGAUACGUACCAUUCUUCUUUGCACAUCACAAGAACCUCAAGAAAUCACCAGCUGUCUUCUGGAUGAAUCCAUCUGAUUUAACAUUUUCAAUCAGAACAAAAACAGACUCCAGAGAUGUCAGAUUCAUUUCUGAAGGUGGUUUCAUCGAUUUUGUUGUAUUCGUUCACGACAUUGAUGACUUAAUGAAAGAAUAUACAACACUUACCGGAAGAGCACCACUUCCACCAGCCUGGACUCUUGGCUAUCAACAGUCCAAGUGGGGAUAUAUGAAUCAGACACAAGUUGAAGAGAUUUUCUCCAACUUUUCCGCAGAAAAUAUUCCAUGGGAUGUUAUUUGGCUCGACAUCGACCAUCUUGAUCGCAAACGUCCAUUUACAUUCAGUGACAAGUUCUUCUACGAUCGAGAGAAGUUCUUUUCCACCCUCAAACAGCAAAACAAAACUAUAAUUAGAAUUGCAGAUCCACAUAUGGCAGUUUCAGAUGAUUAUUUACCAUAUAAAGAAUGUAUUGAUCAUGAUUAUUUCGUUAAGAAAGAGGAUGUUCCAUUCAAAGCAUCAUGUUGGCCAGGAAACUCAUCAUGGCCCGAUUUCAUUCGAAGUGAUGUUCGAAAAUGGUGGUCAAGUAAAUUUACAGAUUGGGCAGAGAAUGUCUAUCCAUGGAAUGACAUGAACGAAGUUGCUGCUUGGGAAUCCAUUGAAGGCACAUUACCUAAAGAUGCCAAACAACUGAACAACACAAUCGAAGUUCGCGAAGUUCAUUCUAUAUAUGGUUUAUCUAUGACGAAAGGCACAUUUGAUUCUAUCAACAGUCGUCGUUUUCGUCCAUUCAUUCUUACACGUUCAUUCUUUGCCGGCUCACAGAAAUACGCGUGGACAUGGUCCGGCGACAAUUCAGCACUUUGGGAACAUUUAUCACAAUCGAUUGAUUCACUUUUGACAUCUAAUCUGAAUGGCCAACCAUUCACCGGUUCAGAUGUUGGUGGCUUUGGUUCUAACACUACGAAAGAACUUUUAGCACGCUGGUACCAAGUUGGCUCAUUAAUCUAUCCACUUUUCCGUGAACACUCAGCGAAUACAACAGAAUACAGAGAACCAUAUCUGUACAAGAAUGAUUCUGAUAUCUAUUCUAGUAUAUUAAGAUCAAUCAAAGAACGCUAUCGUGUUUUCCCACUUCUUUAUACAUCUAUGGAACGAUCAUCACGUAAAGGCAUUCCAUUUGCAGCUCCUCUUUUCUACCAUUACCCAGAAUCAGAUGUCCAUUCUAUCAGUCACCAAGUUAUUGUUGGUGGUCAACUCAUGGUUGUUCCCGUUUUGAGAGAAGGAUCAGAUAGUGUUUUUGUUACUAAACCAGGUGAAGAUGAAUGGUAUGAUUUUCGUACAGGUGAACCACUUGUUACAGGCACACACUCAGCCAAGAUCAGUGAACAUGUUUCUGCAUUCAUCAAAGGUGGUUCAAUCAGUGCUAUUUUGUCCGAAGAUGUUUCAAGUAUUUCAGAAUCAUUGAAAUCCAAUGUCACAUUGAUCAUCUCAGUUGAUGAUGACAAAGAAUCAGAAGGAGAACUUUAUUACGAUGAUGGCCAAUCAUUUGAUUACAAAACUAAUAACGGCUCAGCUAGAAUUUCUAUUAAAUACGAAGAUAAACAAAUUGAAAUCAAAUGCAAAGGCGAAUGUCAAUAUGCACCAAUCUGUGAUCAAAUUGUUAUUUAUGGUCUUCAGAACAAAGAUGUUCCUCAUUUCAAGAUCGAUGGCAUUUCUACUUCCGUUUAUGAUCACAAAGUUGUCAUCUCUAACAUUCGUGUUCAACUUGGUCAGUCACAAUCUAUCGAAUCUUCUAUCUCUAACAAGACACGAAACAUCAUCAUCUCUAUUUCAGCCGUUUUUGGUGUUAUUUUCAUCAUCUUCAUCAGCUUCAUCAUCCAACGUCAACUCAAGAAGAACAAAGCCGACAACAACUAUGAAAGUUUUGCUGAUGAAAAAUAA